UACGCGCGGCUGAACUUGACGCGGUCCGCAAGCGCCAAAGACAUCAAGAAGGCAUACUACCGUGCGGCCUUGCAAACGCACCCGGACAAGGUUGACGAGGUGGAGAAGGAGGCGGCGACCGCUCGCUUCAAGGCAAUUUCCGAGGCGUACGAGGUGCUCGGCGACGACAACCUUCGGCGUGUGUACGACGCGUCGGGU
Emiliania huxleyi CCMP1516 is the source of this 198-nucleotide messenger RNA. RefSeq lists its product as hypothetical. NCBI's taxonomy places the organism in Eukaryota, Haptophyta, Isochrysidales, Noelaerhabdaceae. The record is from RefSeq and is a predicted model, not a curated record. The annotation marks the transcript as partial. The transcript has a single exon.